Molecule: messenger RNA, 4078 nt
Organism: Athene cunicularia (burrowing owl)
Lineage: Eukaryota; Metazoa; Chordata; Aves; Strigiformes; Strigidae
Gene: KLF5
Product: Kruppel like factor 5
Exons: 3
Coding region: 1215-2312 (365 amino acids)
Biological process (GO): regulation of transcription by RNA polymerase II
Molecular function (GO): RNA polymerase II cis-regulatory region sequence-specific DNA binding; DNA-binding transcription factor activity, RNA polymerase II-specific
Source: RefSeq, a predicted model, not a curated record
CCCGGGGAGCCCCCGGGGCCGGGCAGCGGUCUGCCGGGCGCUGCGCUUCGGCGGUGGCUUUCCCCAACGAAUAAAUAACUCCCGUCUUCAAAGCGAGCUGCCCUCGGCUCGUAAACAAGAGCUGGAAAAAGUAGCCUGGCAUGUCGGGGCAGAUCCAGAUCAAAGGGACGGGAAGGCGGCUCUGUUUGUUUGUGGUGUUUACCGGGGGUCUUUGAAGAAAGGUCCUAAAAUCCACUUUCGGGCAGAGCUGCUGUUUGUCAGCUGCUUUCUCUUGCGGGGUGCUAAACGGGUCUGGUAUGAGCGCUCUCUUGACAGAGCAGGGGGGAAUGUAGCAUUUGCCCACUGGAGAGUGCGUGAUAAAUGUUUUGCCGAUGACUGUACCAGUAAUGUAUCGGGCUCCAGCCACCCACGGAUUCCCUCGCACCACUACGCUAAGGGAAUGAUUUCCCAGUAAUUACAGAGCUCUCCUAAGACCGAGGCAUGGACAGGGACAUGUUUAUCACGCUAUUAGCCAAUUAUACACUCCACAGAUUGGGGUGUUUUUUUAAAGUGUAGUCCCGGAGACACUUUACACAAAGGGUAGUCUGAUGCAGUCAUCCCGUCUUCUUUUUAUUCAAUAUUAUUUAUAACUUUACUCUUUGGUGUCUUAUUUCUAAUCAAAUACUUUUAAGGAUGAAAAAUCCUGGAAGCAGAGAAAAAUGUAUAUAUAUAAACAUUUUUUGAAGUAUUGGCAUUCAAAUAGCCAGCUGAGGAUGUGGCUUUUAGAGUUAGCAUUUCAAAGAGAAGCUAGAGAAGCGGGUGAAACAGAUAGGCAGUCACCCUGCUCGAGCAGUGAAUUCCAGAGCAGGAGAUCUGCAGAUUAGGCACAGCUCCUGUCAUUUCUGCUGCCUCGCACUGUGUUGUAGGCAUAAAAGAUGAAAAGUUUUUCAUAUGCCGAAACAUCGGUUUGAUCUUGAUGCUCACUCUGCGUGAACGACUUGUGCCAUGACUUUAUCUCCUUGUCCUUGAUGAUGUUGAUUAGCACGUCGAUUAUAAAAGACAGGUUUUCAUUAGCGUGGAUGUUUAUAACUUCCUCUUUAGGUAGCUUGUGGCUGGCUGAACAGUAUUGCCUUUUAUUUGCUAAGCCUCAUGCGACUUGCAUGCCAUCAUCUUUCUUACUUGGUAACAAAUCAUGUGGGUUAUGGUCUGUUUUGUUUUUGUAGACAAGAUGUGAAAUGGAGAAAUACCUGGCACCUCAGCUCCCACCCGUUCCCGUCAUCCCCGAACAUAAGAAAUACAGAAGAGACAGUGCCUCGGUUGUUGACCAGUUCUUCACUGACAGCGAAGGGUUGCCUUACAGCAUCAACAUGAACGUCUUCCUCCCCGACAUCAGCCACCUGAGAACUGGCCUGUACAAAUCUCAGCGAUCCUGUGUAACCCACAUCAAGACAGAGCCAGUCACCAUCUUCAGUCACCAGAGCGAAACUACUGCCCCUGCCCCUGCCCCCACUCAGGCCCUCCCUGAAUUUACCAGCAUCUUCAGCUCCCACCAGACUCCCGACGUGAACAACAUUUUCAUCAAGCAGGAGCUUCCUAAUCCAGAUGUUCAUCUUUCCGUCACGUCCCAGCAAGGCCAGUUGUAUCAGCUCUUGAGCUCACCGGAUUUAGAUAUGCCCAACUCUACUACUCAGGCAGCCGUGAUGGACUCCCUUAACAAUGUCUCCAUGCCGUCAGCCAUGGCGGGCCUUAACACGCUCUCCUCGGCUGUUCCACAGACUGCGAUGAAACAGUUCCAGGGCAUCCCCCCCUGCACCUACACCAUGCCAAACCAGUUUCUGCAGCAGCAGGCUACUUAUUUCCCUCCUUCUCCCCCAAGCUCAGAGCCUGGAAGUCCAGACAGACAAGCAGAGAUGCUACAGAAUUUAACCCCUCCUCCAUCAUACGCCGCAACUAUAGCUUCCAAGCUGGCAAUUCACAAUCCGAAUUUACCAGCGACUCUGCCGAUAACCCCCCAGAGCAUCCAACCAGUCAGAUACAACAGGAGAAGUAACCCGGAUUUGGAGAAAAGACGUAUCCACUACUGUGACUAUCCCGGCUGCACGAAAGUUUAUACAAAGUCUUCUCACUUAAAAGCGCACCUGAGAACUCACACGGGUGAGAAGCCAUACAAGUGCACAUGGGAAGGCUGCGACUGGAGAUUCGCUCGCUCGGAUGAAUUAACGCGCCACUACAGGAAGCACACAGGGGCAAAGCCCUUCCAGUGCGCUGUCUGCAAUCGCAGCUUCUCUCGCUCGGAUCACCUGGCUCUCCACAUGAAGAGGCAUCAGAACUAAAGGCUGGACUUGUCGUUGAGGCUGUUUUGUAUCUAUGCAAUUUCCUAUUGACUCUCGACAUACAACUGAAAUGAGUUUAAUUUUGGAGUAUGGGUUAUCCGUUUAAAAGAAAUCUCAAAAGAAACUGGAAAUGUAUAUUUUGUAUAUUUAUGCAGAAAAAGGGAAGACACUGUAUCACAAUACCAGAGUGUUUGGUUGUUUGUUUGCUCUCAUGAUGUAUAUGGCUUUAGUCAGCAGGUUUCAUCUCUUUACAAGUAUUAUGUCUUGACACAUUGCAGCUUUAUACAUUUUUUUUUUCUCUUGUGGUGUUUUGACCAAAGCACUGUCAUUGUGACAAUGUUUAGUAAAUGAAUUAAUGAGAGGCUGCAGAUGAAUGAACUCAGUGGAAAAGCCAUGAAUUGUAAUCUGUCAGGUUUUUACUGGACAUAUUUAGUACUUGUGGGGGUUUUUUAAAUGUUAAGUCGUUCUGUGGAGAUAAAGUACAUAGAAAACUUCAUAAACAGCCAUAGAACAAAAUAUUUUGUUCUGUAUGUUGCAUGUUUGCUAUGACAAAGAUUUUGUAAAUAUGCAAAUCAGCUUUUUAGGUUUAAUACAAAAGUUUUCUAAAAAUCAUCUGAAAAAAGCAGUUGUUUUACAUUUGAUAACACGGCACAUUUACAAAAGAAAGUUAUUUAAAUACCUCUCAAAACAGUACCAACUUAGCUUCAUUUUUCUUAAGAGAAAUGAGCUAAGCAUUCAUAUGUUUUGUACCUGUUAACUCAAAUGGUGUGCACUGAAUAUUCAAAGCAGGAUUUUGUUUUCUAAUUGCUUAAAAGGGCAAAACAUGUAGAAUGAACUGUAAAGUCAAUAUUGGAAGCUUAAAUAACAGGGAUGGUUACAGUGAACACAGAAUGUUAAACCUCUUACUAUAAGCUAAACUUAGUAUCACUUUAAAAGAAGGAUUUAGAAUGCAAUUUUCAUAUACAGACAUGUUAAACUGGUUCAUCACCAGUAUGAUCUAGUUUCAUGUGGAUAUUGCAUGUAAUUUACUAGAAGGUAAAGGAUACAGUAAUUUUGUUUAAAAUUACAGUGCAGUUUAGUUAAUCCACGGUUCAGAUUGACACACAUAGGGGAAAAUUUACUGCUGACAAAAGUAGCUGAAACUCCACUGAAGUCAAUGAAGUGGUGCCCUUUUAUGCUAACAGUGACUUUGAUCCACCAUGUUCAGCCUUGAAAUAGUAGAGGAAGGGCCAAAGAUGAGGUUAGACCAUGUAGGAUUUGGCCAGAUGACAGGAGGAAACCAAACAAACCUAAUAAGUGUCUGGACUUCACAAGCCGUAAUAUUAAGCUGUCAACCAAAGGCUAGAAUAGACAAUCAAAAUACCAAAAAAGGGUCUUGCAGGAAAACCUAGCUUUGUUAAAACUGUUGUUUGUCUUUAUUUAUUUGUGGUAUAUGAUAGACUCUUUUUUUUAAGACACUUUUACAUAUACUUGAUAAAUUAUAGUUUUGUUUGUUAUAGUUAGAAAUGUUGCUCUUAAUGUAAAUAGUUGACAAACGAUGUAAAUAAUUUUGUAAGGCUUCAAAUGUUUAUACGUGGAAACACAUGCAUAAAUUGGUUGCUGUUUUGCUUCUUUUGCCUCCCCCCUACCUUAUUUUUGUAUUGUGGUAUUUCCUAUGCAAAUGAUGGGGCAAACAGCUGUAUAGUUGUAGAAUGUUUUGAGAGAGAAUGAAAUGGUUUAUAUAUAAAGACCUUUUUUUUUUUUUUUUUUGCAAAAUAAAACAAAGU